GAUUUAUAAUUUGCACAAUUCCAACGAAGAAAACAAUUGGUUAUUUUAAACUAUUCGCUUUGUUCUCAAAUUAAUAGAAUCUAAAAUCCUUUUAUUUUACAAGUAUUAAGUAAGAUUUACGCCUUUAAAGUAAAAGUAUAGUAGGGAGGAGAACUACUAGAAAGGAUAUUUUGAUAAAUUAUCGUGACGUAGUCGAGAGUGCGAUCCUACACUAAUUGCAGCAAGUAAUAAGGAGAUAAUUGUAUAAUGGAAGUUCACCUUAGUGAAACUGAAUCGCGCUACUUUAGCGAUUUGUUUCUUUGUUGUGACGUGGAAAAAGUUGGUAAAAUAUCAAUAUUAAAGGCUAUGGAACUGUAUCGUUCAGCGAAUUUGCAAAAUGAUAAAAUUUUAGAGAUAACUGCACUCGUCGGUAUACCUCCAUCAGCUAUACAUAUGUCUCGAGCACAAUUUUAUUCGUGCUUAAAACUUAUUGCUGCAUUUCAAGCAGGAUUACAACUGAGGCAAGAGAUCAUUACUUCAGAUCUUCAUUUGCCAUUACCACGUUUCAGCUGGAAAGAUUCGCCAAGUAAUAUUGCUACCGAUUUUAUUGCAAGUGGCUCAAGAAUACACCAGUCUACAAAUGAGUCAAACAUAAUUCCACCGCCUCCAGUCUCUGAGCGGAAAAAUUCAUUACCUCAAAAACAAAAAGACUGGAUGGUUGAAUCCUGUGGAGGUAAUACUUUACAGAAAGCUAUAGCAAACAGAGACGUGGUAAGCACUGAUUCUGAAAUUGAUCACAAUGAGUCGAAUGAGGGGGAUAGCGCCAAUCGGGCAGAUGAGAGUGGAAGCAGUGGCCAUGAAACUCUUCGUCUCAGGGGUUCACCAGAAGCAUGGAGUACAAACAGUGAUAGUCCCACUCCAACAAAUAGUGUGACAGAUCGUCAAUGGGCAAAAGAAACAUUAUGGCAAGGUUUGUUGGGAGACGAACAUCGACAGUUACUGGGUACAGAAGAAGAAUCUUCAGAUCGUCAUAGUAGUGAGGAUGAAAAUGAUUUAGAAAGUGUAUACCAAAUAACACCAGAGCAACGCGAUUAUUACUAUAAACAAUUUAAAUCAGUACAACUUGACAAUAAGGGUUUUAUUUCCGGCCAGGUAGCGAGGGUUUUUUUCGAAAAAUCAAGGAUACCAGUUGAAGAAUUGAAACAUAUUUGGCAGUUAUGCGACGUAUCACGUGAUGGUGCUUUGAGUUUGGCUGAAUUUACUGCCGCUAUGCAUUUAGUUGUACUGAGACGUAAUAACAUACCUUUGCCAGCCAUACUACCAUCUUGUUUACAUCCAACUAUACUGCAAUUUGGCUCACGGCUUAGUGCCAAAUUAACACUGGAACCACCCGAAGCUGAUCUGUUACAUUUAAAUGAUGAUGAGGAAGAAGACAAAACUGAUAAUACGGUAAUUGCAGCACAAGCAAGUACUGUGAAACGAAUAAUUAGCGAUAAAAAUGGAAUGGAUAUUAGCACUUUGUCAACAUCAUCACAAGCGAGUAAUGGAUCCAGGCAAGGGAAUCAGCCAUCAUUAACACCUCCAUCGUUAGCUCCUCCAGUAAAGAAUCGCAGUAUAUCUAAUUCCCCAAUUGUUGAGUCAAGCACCACACUCCCUAACUUGACAGUUGAAUCAGGUUUAGAUAAAACAAAAGAUCGAAAUUUAUGGGCUCCCACGGAUAUACCACCAUCUCAAUGGACUAAGUUUACGGAAUCUCCAACAUCAAAUGUAUCCAGUCCUGGUCCCAAACCAGUAAAUUUUGAUAUGCAGCGAACUGCACAAGCUGUGGUGUCAGACCCACAAAUAUUGCAUCCUGUACCUUUACGAGUCACCCCAGUUGCAGGUACACUUUCUGGAAAUGCAAUAGUUGCCACUGAAACUGUUAAUCAGGACGUCCACGAAUUGCCAUAUAAUAAAAACACAAGUCCUAAACAAAUGUCAGCUGCUUCUACAACUACAAUGCCAUCAAAUCCCAACAACAAUAACCCAGGAAAUAUUGUAAUACAUAAUAGGGAGUCUCUCCAAGCUAAUGAUUUAAGAGCUAUACAGCGUCCUCAAGCAAAAAAAUUAUUAACAAAAAAUAUUGGAGCCUUACCUCCACCACCCCAAAGGGAGCCAUGUAUAAGCAGUAACUCUGGAAUCUCAAGCAAUUCUUUUACGAGCAUAGUUCUUUCCGCUGGUAACGGAGAUGACAUCGAAGUAGUCAAUAGCGGCCAAAAGCAACAAUUAUUACAAAAUAAAAACGAUCCUCCUCCAUUACCACCGCCGCGACCCCAUCGGCAUGGCCGGAGUAGUAGUUUGGAUUUAAACAAAUUUAAAAUUUCUACAUCGGGUUAUCAACAGACAGAGAUUACAGCACAGGCAAGUUUUGAUCUACAGACCUCUACUGGUUUUGCUGAUUUCACACAAUUUUAUAAUAAUGAUUUGAAAGACGCAGACUCUGAUCAACAACAGUAUUCUUUACCGCAAUCGCAGCAAACAUUAUCAUCACUAUCCACUAUUGCAAUGCCCCCAACACGUGUCUCAUUGCAACAGUCCAAUCAAAGGGUUUCUGCGUUUGAAGUGUAUAGAAAACCAAAUACACCACGGAGUUCACAAUCGCCUAUACAACUGAAUAAUAGAAUACAACAAAGUCAGCCGCUCCCUCCAAUAUCUAAAUCAUUUGGAGCAAUCGGUAAUGCCGUAACGACACAGCAUUUACAAUUAGUUAACUCAUUACCAAAUGCAGACUUGUAUGAAGAACGUAUCAAUGCUAUUAGCGAGACUUUAAAACAUGUGUCAUUUAGGCAGGAUAACUGUAUGGGUGAUGUGUUGAGGCACCUUCGCGAGCAAAAUAAUAUCUUGUUGCGUUUGUGCAACGAUUUAAGUGAUGAAUUACUCUCUGUACAGACCCGGAAAGAAGAACUACGAGUUAAAAUGGAAGCGAUUGCAUUAACCGACUUUUCAAUAAGAAACUGCAAUCAUCAGCAAACACAAAUAGGAGCGCUAACAAAUUCAUCCACUUCUGAACCAGUAUCUGCUAAUCUUUCUGGUGCGUCAGGCAACUCUGGAAUACAUUCAAAUGUUUAAGCUCAUUAGAAAGAAUGAAAAACUCUGGUGUUAUAUUUAUUUUAAAUUUCCCUCUCAUUAAGUUUUAAAUUUUAUAAUUCUAAAAUAAUUAUAAUUUCAGCA
Messenger RNA from Bactrocera latifrons, 3189 nucleotides. It is a transcript of the gene Reps, whose product is annotated as ralBP1-associated Eps domain-containing protein 1. Lineage: Eukaryota; Metazoa; Arthropoda; Insecta; Diptera; Tephritidae. The coding region runs from base 247 to 3087 and encodes 946 amino acids. The record is from RefSeq and is a predicted model, not a curated record. Gene Ontology annotation, biological process: endosomal transport; endocytosis. Gene Ontology annotation, molecular function: calcium ion binding; protein binding. Gene Ontology annotation, cellular component: cytoplasm; plasma membrane. The transcript is spliced from 10 exons.